AUGUUCACCACCAAAGCGCUCGCCCUUUUCUCGCUCCUCGGUCUGGCCUCCUGCCAGACCACAGUCGGCUUCGGUCCAUACUUCUCCCUCGGACCUACCUCGUCAUGGAUCCGAGAGGCUACCACAACCCUUGUCCUGCCGGACACGCCAAGCCCGCAGAAGGACCGUCUGGCCCUAUGGCCGGGCAUGGGCACUAGCGGAGGCGACCUGAUCCAGGCUCUUGCCGUGUCAUUUGCGGAUCCUGCGGCGAACUGUGGCGCCAAUGUAGGACAAUGGUGCACGUGGGCUAGUACUCUCCAGGGGACACAACUAGGGGGUACCCAAGUACCUGCUAACCCGGGUGAUAAGCUCACCAUGCAUUACAAGUAUAACGAUAGCACCGGCAAGUAUGACCAGACUGUGGCCAUUAACGGAAAGAUUGUCUCCACACUAUCUACCAGUUCCGGUCACGCUCAAGGCUGGGGUACAGCCGUCGAAUGCCAGGAUGAUGCGUGCCACAGCACUGCGGCUGCUCACCAAUAUCUUGACACCACCAUUAUUCUGAACUCGGCUGACAACUCGUUCGGCAAAACCUUGGCCAUCAACGAAGCUACCUCCUCUGGAUUGACUACUUCGGACGGAGGCAAGACCUGGACUGUGGCUACUAUCCAUAUUAACUCUCACACUUACAACCUGAAUAUGUCAGCGAACUUGGCCGCAACGGCAACAGCAACAACAUCUGCCCCCACAUUUCCUCAAUUCUCCAACCUCCCCCCGGAGCUGCGCAUUCUAAUUUGGCACGCAGCCCUCCCCGAGAAAGACAACCCAGCCCUAAUCUUCUUCAAAAAAGGCUGUUGGCGCCUAGGACGUCCCUUAGAAACCGAGCAGGGGCACGACCCCACUAAUCGACCCCACCCAGACUUCUACUUUAGUCCUGAACUACUAGACCACGUGGAAGUCAAUGUCCCACUGUUCUUUGUCAACCGCGAAGCGCGCAGGAUCGCUCUAGCCUGGUGUCGCGAGCAGGGGAUCUCAAUCCGCUUCUCCGGCAGCCAACAAUCCCCAAUCUUUGCGCGCCCGUUCAACUCACAGCACGACGUGCUAUACGUCCCGCUAGACGAAUGGGACGGCUUCCUCCUCGAGCCGUAUGAUCAGAUGUUUAGGUUCUCCCACGAUAUCAGCACAUAUGCUCUGGAGCUGGGGGGCAUAGCUGUGCCUGAGGUGCAGAUCCAUAGCAACGCCUCGGUACUGCAUGACCUGUUCGGGUGGCCCUAUUGUCCGGCGGUGCUGUAUGCCGUCAUCGACCCACCGCCGCAUCUGCGGUUGGAGUAUGCAGGGCUAAAUGUCCAGCGGCGCUGGGAGGUUCAGGCCCGGCCGGGAGGGUCAUUGUUCUAUACCUGGAAUGACGGCCGUGGUAGCUUUGAGGAGGGGCCUGGUGGGUGUGCUGGUCAUGGAGAAUUGUACGAGCGGAUCAAAGAGGCUAGUAAAGGGCUGGGUGAAGGGUUUACAUUGCACAAGGUCCGUAGCUUUGAGGUCCGGCCUGUCUGUGCCGUUCGAAAUGAGGGAAGCACAUAG
Molecule: messenger RNA, 1554 nt
Organism: Aspergillus udagawae
Lineage: Eukaryota; Fungi; Ascomycota; Eurotiomycetes; Eurotiales; Aspergillaceae
Product: 2EXR domain-containing protein
Exons: 7
Coding region: 1-1554 (517 amino acids)
Source: RefSeq, a predicted model, not a curated record